AUGUUUCCGCACUACGCGUCUGGCACCACUGGCAGCUGUUUGGCUGGUGCUUAUCGCACAGCUGCGGAGCUGUACUGUACGCCGUUCAUCUCAGUUCUUCCACCUUUCUAUGGCCACCGCCUAUAUGUUGCAGCAAUGAAGAAGCAGAUCCUGGAGACCAUUGGUGAACGAGGCAAGAACGUAGAACAUACGCUCUUCAGCUUCCACGGAGUGCCGGAGGAACAAUGUUCUCGAACUGACAUCUCCAAGAACUUCUGCAAUAAGAGUCCAAACUGCUGCUCCAUGGUGAAGACUGACAACAGGAACUGUUAUCGAGCUCAGUGCUUCGAGACAGCCCGCUUGUUGGCCUAUGAGCUGGGGUUGGAGGAUGGUCGUUGGUCGAUUGGCUUCCAGAGUCGCCUGACACUGCGCGGCACCAUUGAGUGGAUUAAACCAUACACUGACGAGGCCUUCAUGGAAUUGGCGAAGAAGGGCGUGAAGAAGUUGGCUGUUGUAGCCCCAUCGUUCACAGCAGACUGCGUGGAGACCUUGGAGGAGCUGGGCAUCACUGGCCAGGAGGAGUUUAGAGAAGCUGGAGGAGAAGAACUUGUUGUAAUCCCGUGUUUGAAUAGUGUCGACCAUUGGGUCAAGAAUCUAGCGCAGAUUAUCCGAGAGCACAUUGCAGAUAAUGCACGGCACCUGGAGUGUAAGGGACGGCAGCUGCAUGGAGUUCCGGCGGAAUUUUGUUUGCCGCAAGUGGCAUGUCAUUCACAGUCAAAUACAUACAGAGAGACUUGA
Messenger RNA from Durusdinium trenchii, 777 nucleotides. Lineage: Eukaryota; Dinophyceae; Suessiales; Symbiodiniaceae. The record is from the annotation of a GenBank genome assembly.